CCCCUGACUCGGUUAUUAUCGAACCGGGUAGUCAACAAUCGCGUGCAGACAUCAUUAGAAGAGAUCAGUAAAGCGGCCCAGCAGCCAAGAUGGGGAAAAAGCGGAGCCGGGUGUCGGAGAGGAUCCUGGAGCUCGCCCUGGAGAUCAUCACCCUGCUGACCGGAGAGGAUUAUAUGAUCGUCAGGAAGCCCAGUGACCCCAUCCCCCGUGUGUCAGACGGACCCCCCGGGACCCGGAGCACCAGCCCGGUGCUUCCACCUCACUCGCUGACCCACGAGAGGAACCGCGAGCAGAAGAUCCUGGAACUGACCAACAAGAUGAUGUCCCUGCUGACUGGAGAGGAAUGCGAGGAUUUUGAAGGACGCAGUAAAGCGAAGACGGAGGACCCCCAACCGCCCAGGUCACAGGAUGGAGGAGUUCUCGGAAUCCAGCACGAGGGACGUGACACCACCGUAUCGCUACUUGACCGUGUAACCGAAAAUAGAAGCUUUGGGAAUGUUCCAGAAGAAAAAGACCCGAGAACAAACAAGCCAAGUGAGAGCCUAGCCGCGAAACGCGUGGGAAAGGAACCCUCCCGGCGUGAAGAAAGAAGUCCCAGGGGCACCAUAAUCGGUAUCCAGUCAGAAUAUACACGUAGUGACUCUGAGGAGGAACAAGCCCCAUCGGAAGGCCACGGAGACACCGCUGCUGAGACAAGAAACACGCGUCAGAUCAAAGAGAACGCGGCAUUAAAGGGUGAAGAUGAUCUUAUGGACAACUAUGACCCCACAGAAUGUCCUCCUACAAAAGAGGGAUCAGCCUUGGGUGAAGAAGCGUAUCUCGCAGACAGCGACGGUUACACACCCGGAGAACGUCCGUCUCGUCGAAUUAAAGAGGAACCUACUUCAUGCGAUGCAGGGUCUCCCGAGGAUGAUGAGCAGUCAGAAUAUAAACUGGUCAUUAAGGAGGAAUCGACCUCGUGUGAAGAAGAGGACCUCUCAGACACCGACUUCCACACACCCACCGAAGCCGACCUCAUAAAGGAGGAAUCGUCUUCCGGUAAAGAAGAAGAGACGGGUCGAGAUCUUUGCGAGUCCGGUAAUUCCGAUCCCGCCGCAAACCAGGCAGCCGACAAGCAGCCAAGGUCCUUCAUAUGUUCCUUUUGUGGGAAAUGUUUCACGAGAAACGGAAAUCUUAUCGUCCACCGGCGGAUCCACACGGGAGAGAAGCCAUACGCGUGUUCCGACUGCGGGAAGGGCUUCACCAACAGCUCGCACCUUGCCCGCCAUCAGCGCGUCCACACGGGAGACGGCUUUUCGUGUUCGGAAUGCGGGAAGUAUUACACGGACAAGUCGAACUUGGUGAAGCACCAGAGGAUCCACACAGGAGAGAAGCCGUUCUCGUGUUCGGCGUGCGGGAAAAGCUUCACCGAUAAGUCGAGCUUGGCGUACCAUCAGAAGAUCCACACGGGAGAGAAGCCGUACUCAUGUUCCGAGUGCGGGAAAAAGUUCAUCACCAAGUCCCACUUCCUCAGACAUCAGAGAAAGCACCGAGGAGACCGCUUCUCGUGCGCGGAGUGCGGGAAGUGUUUCACCGACAAGUCGAAUCUCGUCAAGCAUCAGAGGAUUCACUCCGGGAAGAAGCCAUUCUCGUGUCCGCAGUGCGGGAAAAGCUUCCUGGAGAAGUCGAUGCUCGUCUACCAUCAGAGGGUCCACACGGGGGAGAAACCCUUCUCUUGUUCGGAAUGCGGUCGAUGUUUCGCCCAAAGCUCCAGCCGUGUCAGGCAUCAGAGGACCCACACAAAAAGUAACGUGUCCUCGGGAGUCUUCUGUUCCCAGUUGACCCCGCAGCGGGAUCGAGAGAAGCGCGUCUCCCCCGGACACGCCCUCAACUCUAUGGUAACGCAGCCGGGAGGCUGGGAUCCAGUGCGCAUGUGUAGUGCACCUCCAACGUUAAACUACAGCUCCCGUCACCCCACGGGCAGCGGUGACGUCAAAAUAAAGCGCUGCCGGGGCAGAGAGGGUCGGGGCAGUGAGCUGGUCUCUGCUGGUGGGGGCAGACGGAAGUCUGGGUGCUGCGCCGUCGUUACCGGUAGCCCCCUAUCUGCCGGGGUGGUCUCAGCAUUAAAAGUUUACCUGCUGGUCUCGAGUCCCUCCGAAGAGGUGGGCGGACGGGUACCAUCCAUGCUGGGCGACAGAGCUGCUUGCAUCAAAGAACAGAAGAUGGAGGAAGAGGAACUUCACGGUGAUGACACAUCAGCGAUAACCCGGCCUCGGGAUGGAUCUGUGGGAAGUAAAGAAACCAAGGGCUUCCCCAGCCGUAUCCCUAUGCCGGGCGACGAAGGAGGCCCUACGUGUAAUCCGAAGAAGAGAAAAGGCCGGGGCGGGAGAAGAGCGCAAGAAGGCGGAGCCAAAGAAGCGAAUCAGAGCUACACAGAUCAUUCUACACGCGAAGAACAUACAAAGCACGCAGAUGCCGGUAUUGAGGAGGAAGAAACCUCGCGCGGGGAAGGAAGCGAAGAAGAGUCCCUCUCGGGCGAAAGGGGACUUCUGACCGUUUGUAUAAAGGAGGAACCGCGCUCGGAGGACGAAGAGGCGGAAUACAGAACGGUUAUCGUCAAGGAGGAGUCCCCGUCCGGAGAUGAAGGAAACCUCGUGGAACAGACGCGGGUAGAAUAUAAAACCGUGGUCGUCAAGGAGGAAUCGGACUCCUUCGAUGAAGACGAUGCCACCGACGCGGAAGGAAUGCCGAUAGAAUACACCACUUUCAUCGUGAAGGAGGAAUCAACCUCGGGCGAAGAAGGAAACCUAGCAGACGUGACGGAAGAUGGCGACCACCCGAAACACCAAGAUCUCAAGAUGCAUGAGAGGAGCCGCGCAGGGGAGAAGCCCUUCUCCUGCCCCAUAUGCGGGAAAUGCUUCGCCCAUGAGUCGGGUCUGGCGUGCCACGAGCGGGUCCACGCCUCGGAGAAGCCGCACGCCUGUUCCGAAUGCCGACGGCGGUUUAUUACCAAAGCGCAUUUGGUGAUCCAUCAAAGGAGCCACACGGGAGAGAAGCCUUUACCGUGUGCCGUGUGCGGGAAACGCUUUGCCGUGACGUCGAGUCUGGUUAAACACGAGAAGAUUCACACGGGAGAGAAGCCGUUCUCACGCUCUGCGUGCGGGAAGCGUUUCAGCCAGAAGUCCGGUCGCGUUUCGCAUCAGGAGAGUCACGCCGUCGAGAAGACUUUGGCCUGCUCUGUGUGCGGGAAACGUUUUCCUGACAAGUCGGAUCUCCUUAACCAUCAGAGGACUCACGGCACGGAGAGACCGUUCCCGUGUCCCGAGUGCGCCAAGCGGUUUAACACCAAGUCGCAGCUGGUCCAGCACCAGCGGGUUCACACGGGAGAGAAGCCGUUCUCCUGCUCUGUGUGCGGCAAUUUUUUUACCUUGAAAUCCAGUCUUGUGAAGCAUCAGAGGACGCACACUGGGGAGAAGCCCUUCGCGUGUUCAACGUGCGGGAAGUGUUUCACGUUCAAGUCAAGUCACGAUCAGCAUCAGAAGGUCCACACGGGAGAGAGACCUUACUCGUGCUCCGAGUGCGGGAAGCGCUUCAGCACCAAGUCGCAUUUCUCUAGGCAUCAGAGCAUUCACACCGGGAAAAAAACCUUUGUGUGUUCCGAAUGUGGCAAAGGUUUCACCGACCGCUCAGGACUUAUUUACCAUCAGAGGACUCACACAGGAGAGAAGCCGUUCUCCUGUUCCCAGUGCGGGAAUUCCUUCGCGGCAAAGUCGAGCCUUCUGACGCACCAAAAGAUUCACGCGCGGGACAAGCGCACGACAUUUCCUGUUCACAGCAGGAAGCGCUACCCGUUGCUCAGUGCGCAGUCGCAGAACAUCCUUUCAUUUCCGAAGAUUCUCCAACUUUGGCAGAAUCCAAUUUUAGAGACCCCAAUAAACAAGGCGGCUGUGUACGUUCACUGCCACGCAACGUCACUUCCGCUUAUCGGACGUCGGAAGAAACAGGAUAGACGGACGGACGGGUCGGACGCGAUGAUCAACAGCAGGAGCCGGGUGGCCGAGAGGAUCCUGGACCUCACUCUGGAGAUUCUGUCUCUGCUGAUCGGAGAGGAUUAUAUUAUUAUGAAGAAACGUGGUGGCCCCGUCAUGUGUAGAAGGAGUCACUAUGUGUCAGACGGACCCCCCAGGACCCGGAGCCCCAACUCGAAGCCUCCACCUCACUCGCUGACCCACGAGAGGAACCGCGAGCAGAAGAUCCUGGAACUGACCAACAAGAUGAUGUCCCUGCUGACUGGAGAGGUUCCUGUGAGGUGUGAUGAUGUCACCGUCUAUUUCUCCAUGGAGGAGUGGGAGUAUUUAGAAGGACACAAGGAGCUUUACAGGGACGUGAUGAUGGAGACCCACCAGCCGCGCGGCUCUCCGGUAGCUGAAUCUGCCUGCGGCGACAUCUUCAUUAAUUCCGGGGAUUGUGGGAAUGAAGAGAAACGCGACCUUCUUCAAACAGACCCUCAGAAUGUGAAUAUAGAAAGUGCGACGACGAGCGAGUCUUUGGAAGAUAUUACAGGGCAGUCAGACCGCGACGCUCACACAUCACAAGAACCUGCGCGGCGGGCUCCUGCUCAUACAUCGCCGACCCCCGUCACGUGGGAAGAUCCGGCAGAUACUCUGACAGAACCCGCGGACCGCACUCCGUCUCAUGUUAACGAGGAAGCCGCUUCCCGUGAUGGAGCUGAAUCUGCCUGCAGCGACAUCUUCAUUAAUUCCGGGAAUUGUGGGAAUGAAGAGAAACGCGACCUUCUUCAAACAGACCCUCAGAAUGUGAAUAUAGAAAGUGCGACGACGAGAGAGUCUUUGGAAGAUAUUACAGGGCAGUCAGACCGCGACGCUCACACAUCACAAGAACCUGCGCGGCGGGCUCCUGCUCAUACAACACCGACCCCCGUCACGUGGGAAGAUCCGGCAGAUACUCUGACAGAAGAUGAGGGUGAUGUCACUGAGGAGACACGGAGGCCGCGUGAUGCCGGGGAGAAGCCGUUCUCGUGUUCGGAGUGCGGGAGGCGUUUUGCCGAGAGCUCAGCUCUUGUCUAUCACCAGAGGACUCACACGGAGGAGCGGCCGUUCUCCUGCUCGGAAUGCGGGAAGACCUUUGGCUGUAAAUCCAGUCUCGUCAUUCACCAGCGGAUCCACACGGGGGAAAAGCAGUUCUCGUGCUCGGAGUGCGGGAAGCUUUUCAGACAGAGCUCAAACCUCAUUAAACAUCAGCGGAUCCACACCGGAGAGAAGCCUUAUUCCUGCCCCGAGUGCGGGAAGAGCUUCGCAGACAGGACGUCCGUGAUUAGCCACCUGAGGACCCACACGGGAGAGAAGCCCUUCGCGUGUGCGGACUGCGGAAAGUGUUUCGCCCAGAGGCACGGCUUAAGAAAUCAUCUGAAGGUUCACGUCCGGGAGAAGUCACAGAUUCCCGAUGCAGAGAAACCUUUCACGUGCCCGGAAUGCGGAGAGUGUUUCAUCCAGAGCUCGGAGCUCACCCAGCACCUGUGGACCCACGCGGGAGGGAAGCUGUUCUCCUGCUCGGAAUGCGGAAAAUGUUUCAACAAGACGUCGAACCUCACUAAACACCAGCGGAUCCACACGGGGGAGAAGCCCUACUCGUGCUCGGAGUGCGGGAGGAGGUUUACAGAAAGGUCCUCUAUGGCCAACCACCUGAGGACCCACACAGGAGAGAAGCCGUUCACGUGUACCGAGUGCGGGAAAUGUUUCUCCCAGAGGCACGGCUUAACGAACCAUCUGAAGAUUCACAUCAGGGAGAGGUCACGGCUAUGACAUCACGGCUAUGACAUCACGGCGCGGUUUUAGUGAAGGCUGAAGAUACAAUACGCGACGAGGGCAGAGAUCGAGGACACACUUUAGAAGACAAUGAUGCCCGCAUUCCACCCCAUACAAUGAGGGCUUUGAAACAUCUCUGCCCCGACGAGGGUUAGCUGGUCCCUGACAUACCCCCCAACUACCUCGACUCCCGCCAUCACAUGCGGUAUCCACGCAAUUAGUUUUGUGAAGCCGUUCCAUCGUUGCAUUAAAGUCUCCGUUUCCUUGUUGAAGAA
Molecule: messenger RNA, 6079 nt
Organism: Spea bombifrons (plains spadefoot toad)
Lineage: Eukaryota; Metazoa; Chordata; Amphibia; Anura; Pelobatidae
Exons: 17
Coding region: 90-5801 (1903 amino acids)
Biological process (GO): regulation of transcription by RNA polymerase II
Cellular component (GO): nucleus
Molecular function (GO): DNA-binding transcription activator activity, RNA polymerase II-specific; RNA polymerase II cis-regulatory region sequence-specific DNA binding
Source: RefSeq, a predicted model, not a curated record